UGAAAAACACACCAAAAAAACUGAGAUGUCACGAAACAGUUGUUUAUAUAACUCAUUAUGCUUUUUGUGCAUUAUCUUUGUAGGAUUGCACAAUGCAAACGGAAAUAUUGGCAUAGCUAAAAAAAAUGUACUUUUGUUGUUGGCUGAUGAUGCUGGAUUUGAAAUGCGAUCCUACUUGAAUAAUAUCUGUCAGGCACCUAAUUUGGAUAAAUUAGCAAAAGAAAGUUUAUUGUUCAAUAAUGCAUACACUUCAGUCAGUAGCUGUUCACCAAGCCGUUCUGCAAUAUUGACUGGAUUACCAAGUCACCAAAAUGGAAUGUAUGGUCUUCAUCAUGGAAUUCAUCACUUCAAUUCUUUUGAUGAUAUUCAAAGUUUGCCUAAAAUAUUAAAGAGAAACAACAUACGAACAGGAAUUAUUGGUAAAAAGCAUGUAGGUCCCAGUAAUGUUUAUCCCUUUGAUUUUGCAUAUACAGAAGAGAAUAAUUCUAUUCUUCAAGUGGGUCGUAACAUUACUUAUAUCAAGUUAUUAGUUCGUGAGUUUCUCUCACAAAAUAGAACACAACCCUUUUUUCUACUCGUUGCCUUUCAUGAUCCACAUCGCUGUGGGCAUACUCAUCCAGAGUAUGGUAAUUUUUGCGAAAAAUUUGGCAAUGGUGAUGUCGGAAUGGGUGUAAUUUCUGAUUGGAAUCCAAUAUAUUAUCAAUGGGAACAAGUCAAAGUACCUUAUUAUGUUCAAAAUACUGAAGCUGCUAGGAGAGAUAUUGCUGCUCAGUAUACAACAAUAUCUCGUUUAGAUAAAGGUGUUGGUCUUGUGCUUGAAGAAUUGAAAAAUGCAGGCUUUAAAGAUAAUACAUUAGUGAUUUAUACAUCUGAUAAUGGCAUACCUUUUCCGAAUGGUCGCACAAACUUGUAUGAUCCAGGUUUGGCUGAACCCAUGAUGAUUUCAUCACCAAUUCACAAUCAUAGAAAAAAUAGUGUGACAUAUAGUAUGACAUCUUUACUGGACAUAGUACCAACUAUACUUGAUUGGUUCAAUAUAAUUUACAUGGAUCAAUUAUCAGAUGCUAAUGAACUGUCCUCUCUGCAACUUACAGGCAAAUCACUUCUGCCAUUAUUUCUUAAAGAACCAACAGAAAAUAAUACAGCAAUCUUUGCUAGCCAGGCGCAUCAUGAAGUUACCAUGUAUUAUCCUAUGCGUGCAAUUAGGACCAAACGCUAUAAACUUAUACAUAACAUCAAUUACAAAAUGCCGUUUCCUAUUGAUCAAGACUUCUAUAUAUCCCCGACCUUUCAGGACAUUUUAAACAGAACACGGACCCAUCAAUCGCUACCAUGGUACAAAACAUUAAAGAAAUAUUAUGAUAGACCAGAAUGGGAAUUAUAUGAUUUAAAAUAUGACCCAGAGGAAUUAAAUAAUAUAGCUUUAAAAUUAUCGGCCAAAAAUAUAUUUUUUGAGCUUCAAGAACGGUUGUCCAAUUGGCUAAAAGUAACAAAGGAUCCAUGGCUAUGUGCACCAGAUGGUGUUCUGGAAAAUAUUGGAUAUGAUAAAGACAAUCCCCAAUGUAUGCCACUGAACAAUUUAGACAAUUUUCUUUCUAACAUUUAUAACAAUUAAAAUAACAUUUAUAUCUUAUUUUUAUUUUGAUAAUUUUUUAUUG
This is a messenger RNA of Linepithema humile (Argentine ant), 1658 nucleotides long. RefSeq names its product N-sulfoglucosamine sulfohydrolase (gene Sgsh). Gene Ontology annotation, biological process: heparan sulfate proteoglycan catabolic process; glycosaminoglycan catabolic process. The record is from RefSeq and is a predicted model, not a curated record. NCBI's taxonomy places the organism in Eukaryota, Metazoa, Arthropoda, Insecta, Hymenoptera, Formicidae. Gene Ontology annotation, molecular function: glycosaminoglycan binding; N-sulfoglucosamine sulfohydrolase activity; N-acetylglucosamine-6-sulfatase activity.